AUGGUGCCACCACAGGACAAGCUAUCUGUCAAGGAUAAUAUGUUCAACUAUCUGUCCAGUGACAACCACCUUCGUUCACUACUUACCAAGCAAGCCAAUCAGCAACGUCAGGUUCUAGCAACAAUUAUGGGCGGUGAUUCAUAUUCUCUGUUUACUUGGGAUUGGUACGAACGUAUGCUAGAACUAUCGAGUGAUGUCGGAAACUGUCAUUGUUUCGUUAUUGCCAUUGACGAGAUCGAUGUUAUACUUGCCAUUAGACAAGGUGUACCUGUUUAUUAUUCAACUUUUUCGUUCGACGAUCAGAUACAUUGGACAAACGUCAUCGACGCUAAGCAACAUUUACUUUACCGAGAAGGCCAUGCCAAAUUUCAAACAACGGCGAAAAUUGUGCAAAUGGGCUAUUCAGUAUUAAUCUCGGAAACGGAUGUGUUUUGGAUGGCCAAUCCAUUUGAUCAACUCAAGCAACCAUUGAAUGAAUACGACCUUCAAAUAAGUGAUCACAGUGGCUCACAUGCGCGUAUUAAUAUCGGUAUAUUUUUUGCCCGUUCAACUAAAGCAUCGUCCAUAUUCUUUGCCCAUGUGGCUCAGUUUUGGAUUCGCUAUGGUAAAGGUACUUUUAUCACUGACCAACGUGUACUCGAUGCAAUGCUAAACAAUUACGAUCGACUCAAACCCAUUUACCAACAAGCAUCAGGAAAAAAGUUAUCGCCACCUCUUAAUUGGACAACACAUUUUUUCGGACAUCAAGUAUCACACAUGAUGGUCGACGGUGGUGCCUUCUAUCUAUUUAAACAAGCUGCUCAACUCGGUAUGCGUUCGAAAAAGUUCUAUGGUGGAGUGAAACCCAAAUUUUUUACUGUCAACAUCACUGAUAAAGAGAUGAAGAUUAAUGAACGCAAUCUUAUUCUACGUGCUCUGCUAAUUUUACAACAAUCUAAGUUACUCAAUCGAAUCCUCAUUUUGCCCGCAUUUACGGAUAAUCUCACUGUUACACCUCUGCCAUCUCAACUUGAUCUAAGAAAAUUUCUUCUUUAUUGGACUGAAAAAAGUGUUCGGUUACCAGAUUUUAUUUUUCUGGAAAAAAAUAUGUCUAUACCCGUCACAUCUACCUCGUUCGUGUCGGCCCAAAACUACGAUGACAUCGUUGGCAUAUUAGAUCUAUCAUUAGACUCUAUACCAUUGAAUUUGACGGCACCUUCACCAGAGUUCGAAGUGUCCAUACGAGAUUCCAUGUUUUGGUGUUCACCACCGACAGGAGCCGAUGCUCAUUGCACACAUCAUUCGAGAGGUUUGACACUGACGUCAGAAUUAUUGUUCUCGUGUGGAGGUGAUUCUAACUCACCAUGCAUCACUUAG
Messenger RNA from Rotaria socialis, 1356 nucleotides. Lineage: Eukaryota; Metazoa; Rotifera; Eurotatoria; Philodinida; Philodinidae. The record is from the annotation of a GenBank genome assembly.